This is a messenger RNA of Lachancea mirantina, 2040 nucleotides long. Lineage: Eukaryota; Fungi; Ascomycota; Saccharomycetes; Saccharomycetales; Saccharomycetaceae. The record is from the annotation of a GenBank genome assembly.
AUGCGCUACUCUAGGACUCUUUCCAAGGACUCGAAGAGCUCUUCUGACGUUUCUGCGCCAGCUGAAUCAGUUACGAAGUGGAAAAUUCCCCAUUAUUACCGUAGAUCAAGCCCAAAUAAUGGCACAUCGAAGUCUGAAAAGCAGAAUUCUGCGUCAUCCGACGCUACGAAGGACGGGAAUAAUAUAAAUAUCAUGCGGACUCCUCGGCCAAUUCAGCUUGACGACUCUUCCAGUCAAGGCUCGAAAAAAGGCCCUUUGAGCAAGACUAAAAAAGGUGAGAUGGUGUUCGUAAACUAUACCGUCAAGGACUCUAAGCCGAGCGAAACUACCACUUUAAAAAAGAAAAAGUCCCACAGGAGUCGAAUGCUCAAGAUUUUCGGUUCAUCCACGAGCAUCGUUGAUGAGGAGUCGCGUGAAAGUUCUGAAAGUUUUGACACUUUCGAAAGGUCCAAUUCCAGCACCGAUGCUUCUACUUCCAACGUAUCGUCGCCUCCUUUCCCGACUUCAAAGCGCAAUUAUGCGUCGUUUCUUAGGUGCAGCAAAUUGAACGCCUCUUCGCCAGCGGUGUACACCACUGACCUAACCUCUCCGCAAGAGACGGUCCCCAAAUCUACUCCAUCACCUGGUAAUCAACGUCCGGCGCUCCGUCGCUCGAUUAGUUCGAAUGUGUCCCUUGUCAACAACUUUGGCAGGGCUUCAGUGGAAAUGGCAUUUCAAAAUCAGAGAUAUGGAGCGAAUCCGUCACAAGUAGAAAAUUUAGAGGACGAGGAAUUCGAUCACCAUUAUUUGGAUCAAUAUCAAAAUAAUGGUGAUCCAACUGGUUCGCAUUUCGCCUCUAAUCCUCAUUGGAAUUCACAAAACACAACGACAGCCUUGCGACCUGCUGGAACUGUUGAAAAGGGUGUUGGAGACGAAAAUGAUGCCUCAAUAGCAUUUAGCAAAAUGUUUACCAGAAAAAGAGCGAACACAGGCGGGUCCAUGGGUUCCUUCAUAUCAAGCAAUGCUUCUGGUAACGUUUCGUCGUCUCUGCAUAGAAAUUUAUCGACAAAUUCAGUCUCUUCGAUGGCUCAUAGGUACUCGCCUAAUAGAGCCGGCUCACCUACAAAAAACCUGCCUCUUCUAAGGACCACCUCAAACAGGGCGUCAAGAGAAAUUUCGUACCAUCCGCCACCGGUCCAUUUAGGAUCGGAGGUUGGUUACAAAACUGAAACUUAUCUUGAUUCACAUACCAAGCAUCGGAACAGUCAUAGAAGAAAAAAUGAAUCUAUAUCGGAACUUCAAAGGCUACAGACUACUGGAACUGGAGUUUAUUCAAGUGCCCUCUCUGCUCAUUCUUCGGCGUCAACUCCUUGUUUAGACAGCCUAAGCAGUGGAAUAUCAUCUAUCGAGAAGCCGGGAGCGAAUUUCCUUACUUUAGAGAGGGAGAGCUCUUUGGAAAACGAUGUGUUUGAGGAGCAGGAGACAGACUUCAUUCCCAAUCAACCAGCACUCAGGGAAAUACCGACUUCAACUCGCGAAUUGGAAGGAGAGUUUGACAGCAGCGGUACUAUUUUUUCAGCAAUGACUGCCUCCCAGUCAACUCUCAACAGUUCAGUGGUGUCUUACAGAAGUCUGCAAACGGCGGAAUCGAAUUUGGUUCCAGCUGAUCAGAAUUCCCGGCCGGAUCUAUAUCAUAAAAAUUUAAAUGAGCAUCGUACCGAUAGUCAAGGUGCCCAAAGUUCUUUUACAGGACUUUCGAAUGAUGAAUUUAUUAACCCUCAACAUGAGUUUUUAAUGGAUGCAAAUACAGCUACCCUAUCCCAUUUUUCGGGGCCCCUGCAAAGUGACAAUGCAACAGUGACAUCUAAUUUUGACACUUCGCCCUCCACCAUAACGACAUUCAACCAUUUGAACAUGGGAAGUGGCACACAGGAUGAAAAUCAUUUUCCAAUUGAUAAUCAUAACCAUGGAAAUUUUACGAGCCGAAUUUUGCAUGACAUCGAUUUGAUUGCUCAGUCGAUAAGCGGUGCAGAAAACGAUAAAGGCCUUCAAAAUUGGUAA